UGCACAGUGGAGCAUGUAUUAGCAGCUCUUGAUGGACUAAUCAAGACGACAAGAGAAAGGUUCGGUAUGAUGGAUCAUGAAUCUGAAGGAAGAAAGAGUUUUACACCAAAGGGUGUUUCAUCGGAAGCAAGAAGAAGCUUUACAAGAUCUGCUUCUUAUUCAGAAAGUAACAACUCUUUUUACCCGUCUCCAUUAACACCAAGAUCAGUACUUCCGGGGACAAUGCUAAUGUCUAGUAACUCAACAUCUCCAAGUCUUUGGAACUUGAGAGCUCAAGCUUUGGAUAGGUUAAGCCCUGUUGAUUUGAAGCGGUUUGCUAUGCAGAUCUUGUCACAAAGAGAUUCAGAGAGUGUUAAUGAUAUGAAGAUUAGUAUCGAAGAAGAAAACGAAGAGAGUGAUACAUCAUUAGUAGAAAAAGAAGAGGAAGAAGAAGAGGAAGAAGAAGAAGAUAAUGAUUCCUCUGUUUUCGAAACAGAGAAGCAUGAUAUUGAAACAGAGGAUCAUAGGGAAGGAUCUGGACCAGAUCAUGAGACUGAAGCAGAGAAUGAGAUUGAAGAACAUAACCUCAUCGAUGGUUCUGACACAGAGCCUGAGAUUGAAACAGAGCAUCAUCUUGUAGGUUUUGAAACAGAGGACCAUAGUGAAACCACAACUUCAGAGAGUAACUCAAUAGACUAUUCUCAAAAAGAAGAAGAAUCAGUGCCUCGAUCGCCUCCACCUCCGCCACUUCCAUCACCGCAAUCGCCGUCACCGAUGGCUUCAAUGUUAAACAACAAAUCUACUCUUCUCUCACAACCACCACCCCCACCUCCAUCACCACAGUCUGAACUCAAAGCUCCGGCUCCUCCACCGCCACCACCUACGUCAAAAUCAUCUGAAAGUGGAGCUUUUUGUCAAUUUCCGAGACAACAAUCAAUGCCGGCACCUCCAGCACCACCAGGUAUCGUAAGAUCUUUGCGUUCUAAGAAAGCAACUAGCAAAUUGAGAAGAUCAGCACAAAUAGCAAAUCUGUAUUGGGUUCUCAAAGGGAAGCUUGAAGGCCGAGGUGUUGAAGGGAAAACAGGAAAAGCAAGUAAAGGGCAAAAGAAUGUUCCAGAGAAAUCUCCUGUUAAAGGUGCACGAUCAGGAAUGGCCGAUGCACUUGCAGAGAUGACAAAGAGGUCGAGUUAUUUCCAGCAAAUCGAAGAAGAUGUUCAGAAAUACGCUAAAUCAAUCGAAGAACUGAAAUCUUCAAUACAAAGUUUCCGGACAAAAGACAUGAAAGAAUUGCUUGAAUUUCAUAGCAAAGUGGAAUCUGUUCUUGAGAAACUAACUGAUGAAACUCAAGUUCUUGCGAGGUUUGAAGGCUUCCCUGAAAAGAAACUAGAAGCAAUAAGAACAGCAGGUGCCUUGUACAAGAAGUUAGAUGGGAUUUUAGUUGAGCUCAAGAACUGGAAGAUUGAACCUCCAUUAAACGAUCUUCUAGACAAGAUAGAACGUUACUUCAACAAAUUUAAAGGAGAGAUUGAAACGGUUGAGCGAACAAAAGACGAAGACGCUAAAAUGUUUCAGAGAUACAACAUUAACAUCGAUUUCGAAGUUCUUGUUCAAGUCAAAGAAACUAUGGUUGAUGUUUCAUCAAAUUGUAUGGAGUUAGCACUAAAGGAGAGGAGAGAAGCAAACGAGGAAGCAAAGAAUAGUGAAGAAAGCAAGAUGAAUAAUAUGAAGGCAGAGAGAGCUAAGAGGAUGUGGAGGGCAUUUCAGUUUGCUUUCAAAGUUUAUACAUUUGCAGGAGGUCACGAUGAACGAGCAGAUUGUUUAACAAGACAACUUGCACAUGAGAUUCAGACAGAUCCUGACCAAACCGAUUCAUCGAACAUGUCUUGAAAACCAAAGAAAAAAAAAAGCUUCAUCAAUCAUCAUUUGUU
Camelina sativa (false flax) is the source of this 1907-nucleotide messenger RNA. The record is from RefSeq and is a predicted model, not a curated record. NCBI's taxonomy places the organism in Eukaryota, Viridiplantae, Streptophyta, Magnoliopsida, Brassicales, Brassicaceae.